Molecule: messenger RNA, 6956 nt
Organism: Bactrocera latifrons
Lineage: Eukaryota; Metazoa; Arthropoda; Insecta; Diptera; Tephritidae
Gene: rudimentary
Product: CAD protein
Exons: 8
Coding region: 153-6830 (2225 amino acids)
Biological process (GO): L-glutamine metabolic process; L-arginine biosynthetic process; 'de novo' pyrimidine nucleobase biosynthetic process
Cellular component (GO): carbamoyl-phosphate synthase complex; cytoplasm
Molecular function (GO): carbamoyl-phosphate synthase (glutamine-hydrolyzing) activity; amino acid binding; ATP binding
Source: RefSeq, a predicted model, not a curated record
CAAUCGUGAAGGUAGUAAUUUCCUUCUCCAGUACGGUUGUGUUCCAUAAGGGUAGCAAAAGACACGUGGAGAGUUUGCAAACUUCAAAUAAAUCAUUUUAAGUGCAUUUUGUUUACAUCUCCAACAGACAAAUUUUUUUAUAAAUAUCCAAAAUGCCGUCGCAAAACUGCUAUUUGGUUCUAGAAGACAACACCAUAUUGCCUGGUUAUGCAUUUGGUGCUAAGGCGCCUGUCGAUGGUGAGGUGGUCUUUCAAACUGGUAUGGUGGGUUAUCCCGAAUCGAUGACCGAUCGUUCAUAUCGUGCACAAAUACUGGUGCUAACCUAUCCGCUAAUCGGCAAUUAUGGAGUGCCAGAUGAGAAAGAGCUCGACGAACAUUGCCUGCCGGUAAAUUUUGAAUGGUUGGAAGGCAUUACAGUAGCUGCGCUAGUGGUGGGCGAAGUAUGUGAAGCACCGUCACAUUGGCGUGCUAAGCAAACGCUGUCACAGUGGAUGGAAGGUCAUGGUGUACCAGGCAUUAGCGGCAUAGAUACACGUGCACUCACGAAAAAGAUACGCGAAAAUGGUUCCAUACUGGGCCGCAUCGUUUACGAGAAACCAACAAAUUUGGGUAGUCUAACUUUUGCCGAUCCAAAUUUGAGAAACUUGGUAGCCGAGUGUUCCGUUAAGGAGCCACGAGUAUUUAACGCCACUGGCACGCCACGUAUUUGUGCCAUCGAUUGUGGUUUGAAACUGAAUCAGAUUAAGUGCUUUGUGUCACGUGGUGCGCGUGUCGAGUUGGUACCUUGGAAUUAUCCACUGAAGGAGGAUGAGUUUGAUGGGCUCUUCAUUAGUAACGGUCCUGGUGAUCCGUUUGUAUGUAAGGACACUGUUAUGCAGAUACAACGAGUUUUGAAGAAUGGCAAGAAACCGAUUUUCGGUAUUUGUUUGGGUCAUCAACUGCUCGCAACCGCUAUUGGUUGCAAGACGUACAAAAUGAAGUAUGGCAACCGUGGACACAAUCUGCCAUGCGUACAUAACGGCACUGGACGGUGUUUCAUGACCUCGCAAAAUCACGGUUUUGCUGUGGACAGCAACACAUUGCCAGCUGAGUGGGAGCCACUUUUUACUAAUGCCAACGACAACACUAAUGAAGGUAUCAUCCACACAAGCAAGCCAUACUUCUCGGUACAAUUCCAUCCUGAGCAUACCGCUGGUCCUGAAGAUUUAGAAUUGCUUUUCGAUAUUUUUCUCGAUGCCGUAAAGCAAAAAAGUCUUGCAGGCGAUGUGAGCUUACGUCAGAAUUUGAUCAAUCGUCUUACAUACCAACCUAAAUACGACACCAUACACGAAAAACGUCCACGUAAAGUACUAAUUCUCGGCUCCGGCGGCUUAUCAAUUGGGCAAGCGGGAGAAUUCGACUACUCAGGCGCACAAGCCAUUAAAGCAAUGAAAGAGGAGAAAAUACAAACCGUUCUGAUAAAUCCCAACAUCGCCACCGUACAAACAUCAAAGGGUCUCGCCGACAAGUGCUACUUCUUGCCCUUGACGCCAGAGUAUGUGGAGCAGGUUAUACAAGCGGAGCGUCCAAAUGGCGUGUUGCUCACGUUCGGUGGUCAAACAGCGCUCAAUUGUGGUGUCGAAUUGGAACGUGCUGGUGUCUUCGAGAAAUAUAACGUGCAAAUAUUGGGUACACCCAUACAAUCGAUUAUCGAGACGGAGGAUCGAAAAAUCUUCGCCGACCGCGUUGCUGAAAUUGGCGAGUGUGUCGCGCCAUCAGAAGCUGUCUACUCAGUAGAAGAGGCAUUGGAGGCCGCUAAACGUUUGGGCUAUCCAGUAAUGGCGCGUGCGGCAUUUUCAUUAGGUGGUUUAGGCUCCGGUUUCGCAGACAAUGAACGCGAACUGGAGACACUCGCACACCAAGCAUUGGCACACUCAAGUCAACUGAUUAUUGACAAAUCGCUUAAAGGUUGGAAGGAGGUGGAGUACGAGGUUGUACGUGACGCCUACGAUAACUGCAUAACGGUUUGUAAUAUGGAAAAUCUCGAUCCUUUGGGUAUACAUACUGGCGAGAGUAUUGUGGUGGCGCCAUCACAGACGCUCUCCAACAAGGAGUACAACAUGUUGCGUAGCACUGCGUUGAAGGUGAUACGUCACUUUGGUGUGGUUGGCGAAUGUAACAUACAGUAUGCGCUCAAUCCACACUCUGAGGAAUACUACAUCAUUGAGGUGAAUGCACGCCUUUCUCGCAGCUCCGCUUUGGCCAGCAAGGCCACGGGCUAUCCGUUGGCAUAUGUCGCAGCCAAGUUAGCGCUUGGAGUUUCCCUACCAUCGAUUAAGAAUUCCGUAACUGGUGUGACCACAGCGUGCUUUGAGCCCAGCUUGGAUUAUUGUGUGGUCAAGAUACCCAGAUGGGAUUUGGCGAAGUUCAUACGCGUCAGUAAGAAUAUUGGCAGCUCAAUGAAAAGUGUAGGCGAGGUUAUGGCUAUUGGACGAAACUUUGAGGAGGCCUUCCAGAAAGCAUUACGCAUGGUGGAUGGCGCAGUAAAUGGGUUUGAUCCCGACCAGCAUCCAUUUUGUAAGGAGGAACUAACUGAGCCGACAGACAAGCGUCCAUUUGUGCUUGCAGCGGCACUCAAAGCCAAUUAUGGUGUUGAGGAGUUACAUCGGCUCACCAAGAUUGACAGAUGGUUCUUAAAUAAGAUGAAGCACAUUAUAGAGUUCCACAAUAGCUUGGAAGAGACAGGUAAUCCACUGUCGGGCGCACAAAUCUUGCAAGCAAAGCAGAUUGGCUUUUCUGAUAAACAAAUUGCUGAGGCUAUUAAGAGCACAGAGUUAGCGGUACGUAAGCAGCGUCAAGAGCUGGGCAUCAAACCUUUUGUCAAGCAAAUAGAUACCGUGGCUGGCGAGUGGCCUGCAGCCACCAACUACCUCUAUCACACUUAUAAUGCUAAUGAACACGAUUUAGAGUUCCCAGGCGGUUUUACGAUUGUGGUUGGCUCGGGCGUCUACCGUAUCGGCUCAUCGGUGGAAUUCGAUUGGUGCGCCGUUGGUUGCUUGCGCGAAUUGCGUAAUCUCGGUAAGCCCACAAUUAUGAUAAACUAUAAUCCGGAGACAGUAUCGACCGAUUAUGACAUGUGCGAUCGUCUCUACUUUGAGGAGAUUUCGUUUGAAGUUGUGAUGGAUGUUUAUGAAAUGGAAAAUUCUGAGGGAAUUAUACUUUCGAUGGGUGGUCAGUUGCCAAAUAACAUAGCCAUGGAUCUGCAUCGUCAACAGGCCAAAGUGCUCGGCACAUCACCGGAGUCUAUUGAUAGCGCUGAGAAUCGCUUCAAGUUCUCACGUAUGUUGGACCGCAAAGGCAUAUUGCAACCACGUUGGAAGGAGUUGACGAACUUAAAGAGCGCCAUUGAAUUUUGUGAAGAAGUCGGCUAUCCAUGUCUCGUGCGUCCGUCAUAUGUGCUCUCCGGUGCCGCUAUGAAUGUGGCGUAUUCCAAUCAAGAUCUGGAGACCUACUUAAACGCUGCAUCACUAGUAAGCAAGGAGCAUCCAGUAGUUAUAUCCAAAUUCUUGACAGAAGCAAAAGAGAUCGAUGUGGAUGCCGUUGCGGCGGAUGGUGAGAUUUUGUGCAUGGCCGUUUCGGAGCAUGUGGAGAAUGCUGGUGUGCAUUCCGGUGAUGCCACUUUAGUAACACCACCACAAGAUUUAAAUCAUGAGACUUUAGAAACCAUUAAGCGCAUUACACGUGAUUUGGCCGCGCUGCUUGAUGUCACGGGUCCAUUCAAUAUGCAGUUGAUUGCUAAAAAUAAUGAACUCAAGGUUAUUGAGUGUAACGUGCGUGUCUCACGUUCAUUCCCCUUCGUAUCGAAGACAUUGGAUCAUGAUUUUGUGGCAACAGCAACGCGUGCCAUUAUUGGCAUAGAAGUGGAACCGGUGGAAGUGUUGCAUGGCGUGGGAAAAGUAGGUGUGAAAGUGCCACAAUUCAGUUUCUCACGUCUGGCUGGUGCCGAUGUACAGUUGGGUGUAGAAAUGGCUUCCACCGGUGAAGUGGCUUGCUUUGGUGACAAUCGUUAUGAGGCCUACUUGAAGGCUAUGAUGUCUACCGGUUUCCAGAUACCAAAGAAAGCUAUACUACUCUCGAUAGGCAGUUUUAAGCACAAAAUGGAACUAUUGUCCUCGAUCAGAGACUUGGCGAAAAUGGGCUACAAGUUGUACGCUUCCAUGGGUACUGGCGAUUUCUAUGCGGAACAUGGUGUGGAUGUGGAAUCCGUGCAAUGGACUUUCGAUAGGCAAUCACCGGAAGAUCCCAAUGGCGAGCUGCGUCACUUGGCUGAGUUCUUGGCGAAUAAACAAUUUGACAUGGUCAUCAAUUUGCCAAUGAGGGGAGGUGGUGCAAGGAGAGUGUCUUCCUUCAUGACGCAUGGCUAUCGCACACGUCGUCUUGCUGUCGACUACUCCAUUCCGUUGGUGACCGAUGUCAAGUGCACAAAACUUUUAGUCGAGUCUAUGCGCAUCACAGGCCGUCGUCCAGCAAUGAAGACGCACACUGACUGCAUGACGUCUCGCCGUAUUGUUAAAUUGCCCGGUUUCAUUGAUGUGCACGUACAUUUACGAGAGCCUGGCGCCACGCACAAAGAAGACUUUGCCACCGGAACCGCAGCCGCUUUGGCUGGUGGUGUGACACUUAUUUGCGCUAUGCCCAAUACAAAUCCUUCGAUUGUGGAUCGUGGCAGCUUCCAGGUCUUCCAGGACUUAGCCAAGGCCGGCGCACGCUGCGAUUAUGCGCUCUAUGUUGGCGCUUCUGACAAAAACUGGCAGUAUAUUGGCGAAUUGGCCUCACAGGCUUGCGGUUUGAAGAUGUAUCUGAAUGAUACGUUUAGUACGCUGAAAAUGACCGACAUGACAGUAUGGGAGAAGCACAUGCAAAACUGGCCGAAACGUGCGCCAAUCGUAUGCCAUGCCGAGCGUCAAACUAUGGGCUCAGUUAUACUAAUGGCACAUUUGCUUGAUCGUCCCGUACAUAUUUGCCAUAUCGCGCGCAAAGAAGAGAUUAUGCUAAUACGCGCUGCAAAGGAGAAAGGCAUACGUGUGACAUGUGAGGUUUGCCCACAUCACUUGUUCCUUUCCACAGAUGACAUUCCCGCUAUUGGUGACGGGCGUGCGGAGGUGCGUCCCGUGUUAUGUACACCAGAAGAUCAGCAGGCGCUGUGGGACAACAUGAACUGUAUCGAUGUGUUUGCUACGGAUCAUGCGCCACAUACGUGGGAGGAGAAAAACUCUGAGAAGCCGCCACCGGGUUUCCCUGGUUUGGAAACCAUACUACCACUGUUGCUUAAAGCUGUUGACGAUGGUCGGUUGACAUUGGAAGACAUACAGAAUAAAUUCUAUCGCAAUCCCAAACGCAUUUUCAGUCUGCCCGAACAGCCCAACACCUACAUCGAGGUGGACUUGGACGAGGAAUGGACGAUAAAUAGAGAGGAAAUGCAUUCGAAGGCGAAAUGGACGCCAUUCGAGGGCAUGAAAGUGAAGGGUAAAGUGCAUCGUGUUGUCUUGCGCGGCGAAGUCGCUUUCGUUGAUGGUGAGGUGCUCGUGCAACCCGGUUUCGGGCAGAAUGUACGCGGUCAAUAUGGACGCAAGUCGCUGAUGCAACAAUCCAUGGAAUCACUUGAUAUUUUCGCCUCCAUUGACGGUCUCGACAAGCCGCAAGACCGUAGUACCGACUUCCUUUCCGAUUCACAGGCCAACGAAGCGUUCGCUAAGCUAUUGGCCGAACCGCCAUCGAAGGUGCAUUUUGCCGGUGACCCGAGUUUGUUGCGUCCCAUCUCUCCAUUGCCACGCAUACGCUGCGACUCAGCUAGCAAUUCGACUUUGCGUGAGCUGCUGCCCAAAAGCCAUCCUAAUGCGCCACCCAUCAGUCCCUUGGUACACAGUCUGCUCAACAAGCACAUACUCUCCGUUGACAUGUUCAGCAAGGAGCAUUUGAAUGAAAUCUUCAAUUUGGCGCAAUUACUGAAGAGCCGUGUCUCCAAAGAUCGUCCACUGGAUGAUAUUUUACGUGGCAAGAUUAUGGCGUCCAUUUUCUAUGAGGUUAGCACCCGAACCAGUUGUUCCUUUGCGGCAGCCAUGCAACGUUUAGGCGGACGCGUUAUCUACAUGGAUCAGACAAGCUCGUCGGUGAAAAAGGGUGAAACUUUGGAGGACAGCAUCUCCGUCAUGGCCGGCUACUCCGAUGUGAUUGUGUUGCGUCAUCCGGAACCAGGUGCAGUUGCACGCGCCGCUAAUCACUCACGUAAACCGAUCCUCAAUGCUGGCGAUGGUGUGGGCGAACAUCCAACGCAAGCCCUACUCGACAUCUUUACCAUUCGUGAGGAGAUCGGUACCGUUAAUGGUCUCACAAUCACAAUGGUUGGCGAUCUAAAACACGGGCGCACAGUUCAUUCAUUGGCACGCCUCCUUACUCUGUACAAUAUCACUUUACAGUAUGUAAGUCCGCCGAAUCUUGGUAUGCCAGAGGAAAUUGUACGCUACUUAGCUACAAAAGGCGUCAUACAGAAGUCUUUUAACUCCAUGGAAGAAGCUUUGCCGACCACAGAUGUAUUGUAUAUGACACGCAUACAAAAGGAACGUUUCGCCACCGAGGAGGAAUACAAGAAGGCUUGUGGCCACUUUGUCGUCACUCCUAAACUGAUGACUCUGGCGAGUCGUCGCACAAUCGUAAUGCAUCCGCUGCCACGUGUCUUCGAAAUCAGCAAGGAGUUUGACUCGGAUCCGCGCGCCGCCUACUUCCGUCAAGCCGAGUAUGGCAUGUAUGUGCGCAUGGCAUUGCUGGCAAUGGUCGUCGGUUCGAGAGGCUAAAUGCCUACAGCCAAUUUUUCCUACCCACCCCGGCCCGCAUUGCGAAAUAAAAGACAUUUUUGGUACAGUUAUGUGUGUGAUUUUACAUAUAUUUUUUAUAAUUUGUGUAAUCUUUUAUAAACUAAG